Molecule: messenger RNA, 900 nt
Organism: Rotaria sp. Silwood2
Lineage: Eukaryota; Metazoa; Rotifera; Eurotatoria; Philodinida; Philodinidae
Source: the annotation of a GenBank genome assembly
GCACGUGAUCUUUAUUCAGCAUUAACACAAUUCUUUCAAAUCUAUACUGAUUAUGCAUCAAAUCCAUUUUAUGUUACAGGUGAAAGUUAUGGUGGUAAAUAUGUUCCAUCAAUAGGAUAUAAAAUUCAUGUUGAAAAUCAAAAUCCACAAGUUAAAGUUAAAAUUAAUUUAAUUGGACUUUCAAUGGGAAAUGGAUGGACUGAUCCGUAUAGACAAUAUGUAUAUGGACCAUUACUUUAUCAGAUUGGUUUAAUUGAUGAUAAUCAAUUAUUUUAUAUCAAUCUUCAAUCAGAUUUAAUUCGUUAUGCAAUUAGUCAAAAACGUUUUUCUGAUGCAUUUACUAUAUCUGAUUCGUUAAUCGAUGGUGAUCUUAUUAAUACAACAUCUUAUUUUACAAAUGUAACAGGUUUACGAGCUUAUUAUAAUUAUAUACAAACUGAUGCAUCUGCAUCGUUAUCAAAUUAUGUUAAAUUUAUUACAAAUGUUGAUCGUCGUCGACAAAUUCAUGUUGGAAAUUUAACAUUUCAUGAUGAUAAUAAAGUUGAAAUAAUGCUUAUAAAUGAUGUUUUUCAAAGUAUACCAUCAGAACAAUUAACAACUCUUUUUAAUAAUUAUAAAAUUCUUAUUUAUAAUGGUCUAUUAGAUAUAAUAUGUGCUGAAAGUUUAACAUUAAAUUGGAUUGCAGAUUUACAAUGGUCACAUUCAAAUGAAUAUAAAAAUGCAAGUCGACAAAUAUGGAAAGUGAAUUCAACAGAUAAUUAUGUAGCAGGAUAUAUUAAAAUAGUCUAUAAUUUUAUAUUAGCUUCUAUUCGAAAUGCUGGACAUUUAGUACCAGGUGAUCAACCAAGAGCUAUGUUUGAUUUAUUAAAACGUUUUAUUCAACUUACUUUUGCUAAAUGA